CGGGCGGAGGUGGCCAUUCUCCUCAGCCUCGCCUCCCCGGGCGCCGCCAUCGCCACCGCGCUCUACCGCCUCGCGCGCGGGGCUGCUUCCUCCUCCUCCUCCUCCUCCUCCUGAGGAGUCGCCGGGCUGGGAGUGGGAGCCCCCCCCCGCCUUCCUCCGGCGCGUGACGGUUCUUCUUCCCCGCCCGCCGCCGCCGCGCAGAGCAGGCCGGCGUGGGCGGGCGCCGCCACCAACCGUCACGCGGCGCGCGAAGCAGGCGGGCUCCUCCUGGGCCGGCAGCCGGCCGGCUUCUGCUUCUUCCUUCGCAGCGGCAGCGGCAGCAGCAGCAGCAGGCGCGUCUCUGACGAGGCCGCCGCCGCCCUCCUCCUCCCCCUCCCCCCUCGCUGCUCAGCGGCCGCGGCGGCAUGGAGAGCGCGGAGGAGGAGGACGAGGAGCAGGCCGCCCCCGCCGCGGCCUCCUCGCCCACCCCGCCGCCCCCGCGCCGCUCCGGGGACGCGGCCGCCGGCGCCGCCCUGCUGCUGAGCCCCCGCGGGGAGCCGCCACGGAGGCGGCCGCCGCCCUCCGCCCCAGUAGCAGGCGGCGGCGGCGGCGGCAUCUACGACCGUUUCGCGGCGCGGGGGGACGUCAUGGGCUCCUGGGUGCCGGAGCCUCCGCCGGACUCGGAGUUGCCUGCAGAGGCAGCGGGGCCGAGGCGAGAGGACGGCGGGCAGGAGGAGGAGGAGGAGGAGGAAGAGUCGCCGCCGCGGCCACCCGGAGGGCCUUCGCCGCCGCUGCUGUUGCGCCUCCCGCCGCCCCGCGCGGGCUCCCCGUCUGCUGCCGGCGCGCCGCCGCCGCCUCCUCCGGCCUCACUGUCGUCGUCGUCGUCGGGCUCCGAGGAAGGGCUGGCGCCCCACCCGCGGCCGGGGCACCGCCGCCCGGCGGGGCACCAUCGCCUCCACCUCCUGCACCACCAUCACCACCACCCGCACCAUCACCACCCGGCGGCGGCCGCAGGGGCUCUGCUGCACCGCGCCUCCCCGCCCCAAAGGCGACGCCGGCGCCGCCGCCUCCUGCUGGACGCCGGCGGAGGAGCCUCGCUGCUCUACCCGCCGCCUCUGGGCCGCGGCGGCCAGGAGGACGAAGCCGAGGACGACGAAGACGACGACGAGGAGGAUGACGAGGACGACGAGGAGGAGGAGGAGGAGGAGGACGGCGGCGAGGCAGGGGCGGCCGGCUGCCGGGGGAGAGGCGGGCUGGGCAGCAGCGAGAGCGCCGGCAGCCUGGGCUGCGUGCACGGGGCCCCCGGCGGUGGGGCGGCGGCGGCAGCAGCGGAGCCCCGCAAGCGGCCGCGGGGCACGGUGGGGCCAGGCGGGCGCGCGGCGUCCUCCUCCUCGUCGUCCUCGGUCACCCGGUGCUACGAGGUGGUUCGCGAGCUGGGGCCGGAGGAGGUGCGCUGGUUCUACCGCGAGGACCGCAAGAUCUGGAAGCCCUUCAUCGGCUACGACUCGCUGCGCAUCGAGCUGGCCUACCGGGCCCUGCUGCAGAGGCACCGGCAGCAGCAGCGCACGCCCAGCCCCACCGACGCCAGCCCGGAGAGGCAAGCCUCUGCUGCUGCCGCCACCGGCGCCCCGCUGAGCCCCGAGCCGGUGUGUGUCCGCAGCGGCCUCUACGAGGUGGACGUGGCCAGCGCCGAGAGCUACCCGGUCUAUUGGAACCAAACUGAAAAGAUUCCAGUGAUGCGUGGGCAAUGGUUUAUUGAUGGCACAUGGCAACCUUUAGAAGAAGAAGAGAGCAAUCUGAUAGAACAAGAACAUCUCAGUUGUUUCAAGGGGCAGCAGUUGCAGGAGAACUUUGACAUGGAAGUGUCAAAACCUGUAGAUGGAAAAGAGGUUAUCUACCAUCUUCCUCCCUUCUCCCUCCAUUCUCUGUUCAAAUGGAGAGGAUAUACGGAGAAUGCAGAGGCUUCAGGGCUUAAACGCAAGUGGUCUGAAGCUAUUCAUAGUUUAAAGCUGAGUCGUAACCAUGUGGACUGGCAUAGUGUGGAUGAAGUGUAUCUUUACAGCGAUGCAACAACUUCAAAAAUUGCAAGAACUGUCACUCAGAAGCUGGGAUUUUCCAAAGCUUCAAGCAGUGGGACAAGGCUUCAUCGAGGCUAUGUUGAAGAAGCUACUUUAGAAGACAAGCCAUCACCGACAACUCACAUUGUGUUUGUUGUGCAUGGCAUUGGACAGAAAAUGGACCAAGGAAGGAUCAUCAAAAACACCGCCAUGAUGCGGGAUACUGCAAGGAAAAUAGAAGACAAAUAUUUUAGCAACCUUGCAACACAUGUUGAGUUCCUGCCCGUUGAGUGGAGAUCCAAGCUUGCACUCGAUGGAGACACUGUUGACUCUAUUACUCCAGAUAAAGUUCGUGGCUUAAGAGAUAUGCUCAAUAGCAGUGCAAUGGACAUCAUGUACUACACAAGCCCCCUCUAUAGAGAUGAGCUAGUAAAAGGCCUUCAACAGGAACUGAAUCGUUUGUACACGCUUUUCUGUUCUCGGAAUCCAGAAUUCAAAGAGAAGGGCGGGAAAGUAUCAAUUGUGUCACAUUCCUUAGGAUGUGUAAUUACAUACGACAUCAUGACUGGGUGGAAUCCAGUCAGACUCUAUGAACAGUUACUUGAGAAGGAGUAUGAGGACCUGGAGGACACCUGGAUGACCUACGAGGAGCAGCAUUUGCUAGAAGAAUUUUACUUAACCAAACAGAGAUUGAGGAAGAUAGAAGAGAGAUUGCAUGAAUUGAAGACAUCCACCAUAUCCAAACUACCUGCCUUAAAAUUCAAGGUUGAGAAUUUCUUCUGUAUGGGAUCUCCAUUAGCAGUGUUUUUGGCCUUGCGUGGCAUCCGUCCAGGAAACAGUGGAAGUCAAGAUCACAUUCUGCCCAGAACUAUUUGUAACCGGUUGCUAAACAUUUUUCAUCCAACAGAUCCAGUGGCCUAUAGACUAGAGCCUUUAAUUCUGAAGCAUUAUAGCAACAUUUCCCCUGUCCAGAUCCACUGGUAUAACACCACGAACCCUCUACCUUACGAGCACAUGAAGCUAAGUUUCCUCAACCCAACAAAAGAACCUACCUCAGCCUCAGAGAGCGAACCUCUCCCCACACUUCCCAGCCCGACGACAUCGCCUGUCAUGACCCGGCGGCACUAUGGGGAGUCGAUAACCAAUAUAGGCAAAGAGCUGCUAGCAUUGGAAAAGGCCUGGGAGGGAUACUCUUCUCAAGAUUUGGACGUUCCAGUGUUCCCAGUGCACAGGCGCUUGAAUCGGGCAAAGAAGGCUCAGAAGGAGAAGAGAAGAAGACCUCAAGUCAGGCAACCAUUGGGACUCAGACCUUCCCACACAGCAGCUCCGGCUUCCUUGACCCAACGUUGGAGCUGGAGCACAGGAUCGACUUUGAGCUCAGGGAAGGCCUGGUGGAGAGCAGGUACUGGUCUGCUGUCACCUCACACACAGCGUACUGGUCCUCAAUGGACAUUGCUCUCUUCCUUCUCACCUUCAUGUACAAGCAGGACCAUGAGGACGACGGCAUCAAAUCACAUCUGGAGCCUGUUUGAUUUUAGUUUUGGGGGGGGGGAGGCGGGGGGAAAGUGGACAAAAGUGUCCGGACGUGGCAUCUGUGUUAAAGGCAUGGAGGUUUCAGGUUUACAUGCAUGUCUGGAUUCCUUCUCUCCAAGAUUCUCUGUCCUUAACAGCACCUUUCCCGUUUUUGAACCAUCCGGUCUGCUAAUUAAGACCACCUUGAAAGGCUGCUCUCAGUUCCCGUUGUUUCAACUGUGCAAACAAGCCAACAGUGGCGUUUCCACAUCCAUGCUAUAAGGUGACAUCUUUUCCGAUUAGCAUAACUGCUGUUCAACAGAGUUCACUUUUUGUUUAAGUGCAAAGAUUUGUUGGCUAAAAUGAAAUUCAUUUCCAUUUAAGAGGAAUGCCUGCAAACCUAAAACAGCCAUGUUCUGUGUCCUUUGUAUUGGUAAAUGAGAAGCCAGCAGCGGUCUCAUGGUCUAGACCUGGAAUCUGUCGGUCCCACUUCCACUUAAAAUUCCUCCAGAAUGACUGGCUCAAAGGGUGUGCUAACACAACUCAUUCAGAAACUAAUACUGGCAAGCAGGCAUGAGGCAAAUGUUUUAAAAUGCUGUAAUUAUUAUUUAUUAUUACCUCCAACUGUUUUGUUUUAUUCCACUGUGUAAAAAGCAUUACUUUUCUACAAAUUAAUUUCUCUUUUUUGGGUUUUUUUGGACAUAAUUUAAAGAACCACAUUUAUUUUCUACAGUGUUAACUUUAUUCCUCAAAUGGCAUAUCUUUGUACUAUUCAAAUGAGCUAUGGACACUGUGGCACACUUUUCAGUAUUUUUUCAUUAAAAAAUAAAUCUUUGUGGUAUCACA
Messenger RNA from Hemicordylus capensis (graceful crag lizard), 4394 nucleotides. It is a transcript of the gene DDHD1, whose product is annotated as DDHD domain containing 1. The record is from RefSeq and is a predicted model, not a curated record. Gene Ontology annotation, cellular component: cytoplasm. The coding region runs from base 405 to 3830 and encodes 1141 amino acids. Lineage: Eukaryota; Metazoa; Chordata; Lepidosauria; Squamata; Cordylidae. The transcript is spliced from 13 exons. Gene Ontology annotation, molecular function: glycerophospholipase activity; metal ion binding.